Messenger RNA from Trypanosoma conorhini, 354 nucleotides. RefSeq lists its product as uncharacterized. The record is from RefSeq and is a predicted model, not a curated record. Lineage: Eukaryota; Euglenozoa; Kinetoplastea; Trypanosomatida; Trypanosomatidae. The transcript has a single exon. The coding region runs from base 1 to 354 and encodes 117 amino acids.
AUGUACUUCAUCCCGUUUGUGUAUCAUGCAUCCUUCUUUUCCGUGGCGAAUGCGGCCGGGUCGAUUUACGCGUGGUACUCGACGCGGCGCCGCAUGAUGCUCUUCACGGGGGCGUUCAACACCACACUGGCCGCUGGGGCCGCCUACGCCUACCCGUUUGACGCCACGCUUUCCAACGCGUACGUGUCUAUUGCUGCGACUUGCGCCUCCAUGCAGUUUGUGCUUCACGGCCUCCGCACAAAGGCGCUGCUGCGGCCCACCCCGUUGGUUGGGGUCUACUACGCCUGGUGUCUCUCCCUCCUCGUCUACGGUGUGCAGCGGGGCAGGUGGGCGUACGUCCUGCGCGACGACUGA